GUUCUAAAUAAUGUUAUAAACUAUUUUUGACUAAUUUAUAGUUUGUGUUUUAAUGUAAAAGCACACAAACGCAUCCAUAUGGUAUCAGUGUGUAUAAACAAAUGAUUGUCACUGACGAACAAGGUAGGGAUUGUUGAUUCUGAGCUGCUUUAGAGAAUGUAAUCAUCAUCACCUGUUCAUAACCUCAAAAUAACGUAAUGGAAUCUUCAACCCGACGAGAAUGGAACGAACAAGAACAGAACAAAUUAUCCUUUUUUGUCGGUUUAGGGCUAGCUUUACUGUCCACCCUUUUCAUAGGGUCGAGUUUUAUAAUAAAGAAAUUGGCUCUUUUGCGACUUAACCGCAAAGGGGCCAUUCGAGCUGGAGCUGGCGGCUACGGUUAUCUCAAAGACUGGAUGUGGUGGCUAGGACUCAUAACAAUGGGUAUUGGCGAGUUAGCAAAUUUUGCGGCUUACACAUUUGCACCUGCUUCGCUAGUAACACCUUUAGGAGCCCUAAGCGUGUUAGUGUCAGCAGUAUUAUCCUCAAAGUUUCUCAACGAAACGUUGAACUCGCUGGGAAAGUUGGGGUGUUUGCUGUGCAUUUUGGGUUCGAUUGUGUUGAUUAUACAUUCCCCCAAAGAACAGGAGGUUAAGUCUGUGGAGGAGCUACUGGACAAAGUACACCGGACGUAUUUUCUCGAUUAUGUCGUUUUUGUGGCUUUGGUGACUGUGUUUAUAGGUUUCUACAUGGGACCUCGGUAUGGGAAUAGGCACGUGAUGGUGUACAUCACGUUGUGUUCGGCAGUCGGAAGUUUGUUGGUUAUGGCGUGUAAAGGAUUGGGGUUGGCGAUAAGCGAGACGUUGUCCGAGUCUAAUAAUAACACGAGUUAUUGGGCAGCUUGUAUGUUUUUGAUGACCGUGGUAAUAUGUAUUUUUAUUCAGAUGAAUUAUUUGAACAAAGCUUUAGAUUUAUUCAACACUAGUGUUGUGACGCCGGUUUAUUAUGUGAUGUUCACUAGUUUGGUGAUCAUCGCAUCGGCGAUUUUAUUUAACGAGUGGGGGAAUAUGAGUUUUGAGGAUAUUCUGGGAAGUACGUGCGGUUUCCUAGUCGUGAUUGUUGCCAUAUUUUUGUUGCAAAAUUUUCGAGACAACAAAUAUUUGGAUGUUGACGAUUUAAAAUGUAGGUAUCAGAGGCAAUCUCUGUUGAGGAAUGGUUGUAAAAGCGACUACCAGUCCGGGGUUUUGUAUGCGUAGGGAAUCGUAAAUUUUCUACCUCAUUAGUGCUGUGAAUGUUUUAUUCGCCAUAAUUCGAUGUUCAAAAUGUAAUUUAUUAGUUCCUUAUAUUUACAUAAACCUAUUUUGUACAUAAUACGAGUAGUUACGUACGUGUAACCUUAGCGAUAUUUAUUUGCUAGUAAAAGAUGAAAUAAUUUA
Zophobas morio is the source of this 1415-nucleotide messenger RNA. RefSeq names its product magnesium transporter NIPA2 (gene spict). Gene Ontology annotation, cellular component: membrane. The coding region runs from base 198 to 1235 and encodes 345 amino acids. Gene Ontology annotation, molecular function: magnesium ion transmembrane transporter activity. Lineage: Eukaryota; Metazoa; Arthropoda; Insecta; Coleoptera; Tenebrionidae. The record is from RefSeq and is a predicted model, not a curated record. Gene Ontology annotation, biological process: magnesium ion transport. The transcript is spliced from 4 exons.